Molecule: messenger RNA, 825 nt
Organism: Tripterygium wilfordii
Lineage: Eukaryota; Viridiplantae; Streptophyta; Magnoliopsida; Celastrales; Celastraceae
Product: auxin-responsive protein IAA29
Exons: 4
Coding region: 1-627 (208 amino acids)
Biological process (GO): regulation of DNA-templated transcription
Cellular component (GO): nucleus
Molecular function (GO): protein binding
Source: RefSeq, a predicted model, not a curated record
AUGGAGCUUGAACUUGGCUUAGGCCUACCAAUCCGCUAUCCCAUGAAGGGUUUGGAUCUAAAUAACAACGAGAAACGCUGCUUCGAAGAGGCUAUUGAUAUUCCUGAGAAGACAGAAGAUGAAACGCAAAUGCUACAUUUACAGCUAUGGAGUAGUGGCAAUGAUGAUCAUAAGGGAGGACAGAAGAGGAGAGCCUACUCUCCCAUCGCCAAGGAUGAUGAAGAGAUAAAUGUUAAGACAAGGAGGAAGAAUGAGUCGCUAAUUGAUCAUCAUCACCAGCAUCAGUGGAACCAGAACUACUUUGUUGAAGAAAAUUAUAUUGGUGAUUCUAGUAACUCCAUCUCCAUGUAUGUGAAGGUGAAGAUGGAAGGGGUGGCAAUUGUGAGGAAAAUUGAUUUGAUGUUGUACAACUCUUAUCAGACACUCACAAAUUCCUUGAUCAACAUGUUUUCUAAAUGCUAUAAACAUGAGAAAGAUGAAGAUGAUCAUGUCCGUUAUACACUGACCUACCAAGACAAACAAGGAGAUUGGCUUCUUGCAGGAGAUGUUCCAUGGCAGAGUUUCAUCAAGUCAGUGCGUCGUUUACAGAUAAUAAGGAGUAGAACCAUGGAGGCUGACAUGGGUUGAUUUGGUUGCAUGGACCAAGUGAAAGCAGCAGAGUCAUGGUCGGACUAAAUAAGGAGCAAACUUAGUUGAUCGGCUUGUUCAAUUAAUUAGUUUCCCGUCAAAGUAUUUUGUUUAAUUAGUACAAGUUUUCGCCUUCCCUGUAUUUGAAUUUAACAGCUUAUGAAUCAAAUAUCUGUAACUCAAAAUAUUUACUAGUUA